AUGGCGGAGCAAAGGAAGCAGCACCUCCAGUCUUACAAGGAAGAAAUUCGCAAGAUGCAGGAGCUUGCUCGUAGUUAUUCGCAGAGGAUUAUUGAUGACUAUCAAAAGCUUAGUUCCGAACUGGAGUCCAAGAUGCAUGAUCUUGACUCAGUUUCCAAGCAUCUGGAUGAACUAGAUCCGCAAAGUAUCCCUCAGAUAAGGAACUACGAGCAAGAGAAACAUGAGAAGGAGGAACAAGUCACUUUAUUAUUAGAGCAGGAAAGGAAUGCCAAGCAAUAUUCCCUGGAUAAACUGGCUUCACAAAUUAGCUCUAACUAUAAGCAAGAGAAAAAUGAGAAGGAGAAAGAAGCCGCUCUAUUAUUGGAGUUACGCCAGGAAAGGAUGCGGAUAGUGAAAAAAGUCGCUCUAUUAUUAGAGCAGGAAACUAAAGCCCAGCAGCGAUCCUUGGAUGAACUGGCUUCAAAAAUUAGCUCAAACUAUGAGAAAGAGGAAAAUGAGAAGGAGAAAGAAGCAGCUCUAUUAUUGGAGUUAGAGCAGGAAAGGAUGCAGAAGGAGAAACAAGUCGCUCUAUUAUUAGAGCAGGAAAGGAGUGCCAAGCAGCUAUCCUUUGAUAAACUGGCUUCACUAAUUAGCUCUAACAAUGAGCAAGAGAAAAAUGAGGGGAAACAAGUCGCUAUAUUAUUUCACAUUUCAGAGGAGGAAAGGAAUGCCAAGCAGAAGCUUGAGUUAGAAAAUAAACAGCUGCAGAGCCAAUUGGAAGCAAUGGAGCACAUGCAAGGUGAUGAAGACUCUGAAUCAAAGAAGAAAAUGGCUGAGCAAAUUCAGGAGCUAGAAGAGCAUUGUGAUACAUUACAAUCAUUUGCACAGACUUUGGUUAUCAAGGAAAGGAAUGCCAAUGAUGAGUUGCAGCUUGCUCGGAAGGCACUGAUACGUGGCUUCCAGGAUCUUAUAACUGGCCAAACAUCUAUAGGCAUCAAAAGGAUGGGCAUGCUUGACCAGGAAUCACUUGAAAAGGCUUUCCAACAGAAAUUGUCAGAGCAUGAUGCUGCCUUAUUUUGUGCAAAAUGGGAGGCUGAGAUUUUUUCGAUAAAGAGAAAUCCAGAUUGGUACCCGUUUAAAGUUAUCAUGGUUGAUGGAAAAGAAAUGGAAAUUGUCUGUGAGGACGACGAGAAGCUUCGUGCUCUGAAAGAAGAAAAUGGCGAACAGAUCUAUGGUUUGGUGACAAAGGCCCUGCUCGAACUCAGCGAGCACAAUCCCAGUGGCCGCCAUCCUGUUAACGAGCUGUGGAACUACAAGGAGGACCGGAAAGCCACCCUGGCAGAAGUCGUUGAGCACCUCCUGAAGCAGUGGCGUGUGGACAGGAGCAACCUCAAGAGGAAGCGCACUGAAGAAGAUGCUGGAAGCACUUAG
Molecule: messenger RNA, 1410 nt
Organism: Aegilops tauschii subsp. strangulata
Lineage: Eukaryota; Viridiplantae; Streptophyta; Magnoliopsida; Poales; Poaceae
Product: factor of DNA methylation 3-like
Biological process (GO): gene silencing by siRNA-directed DNA methylation
Source: RefSeq, a predicted model, not a curated record